Messenger RNA from Zalophus californianus (California sea lion), 4696 nucleotides. RefSeq names its product solute carrier family 37 member 3 (gene SLC37A3). Gene Ontology annotation, molecular function: transmembrane transporter activity. Bases 532 to 1878 code for a protein of 448 amino acids. The record is from RefSeq and is a predicted model, not a curated record. Gene Ontology annotation, biological process: transmembrane transport. Gene Ontology annotation, cellular component: endoplasmic reticulum membrane. The transcript is spliced from 16 exons. NCBI's taxonomy places the organism in Eukaryota, Metazoa, Chordata, Mammalia, Carnivora, Otariidae.
CUGGCCGCCGAGCCGCGGGUGAGGUGGCGGCAUCGGGCUAGGGGCUGCGGGCAGCGCAGCGGAGCGAGCGGGGCGGCGGGCCGCGGCAGGGCCGCGACGGCGGGUCUCGGGUGCGCUAGCCGCGGCGCGUGGGGUCCGACCGCGAAAGGGCCGGAGCCCUGCUUGGGGCAUUGUUUUAUAAAGGGGAGAUUGCCUUCUAUCUGGACAUGUUACGUGUGAAGCCAUCUUUUAUGUAACAUUGAUCACGCAAUGUGGAGAGCUCCAUCCUGGAAAAUACCUUGUAUGGGUGAUCUUCUAGGACUCAAAAAAGCUUCAUUAUGAAUCAGAUGAGUUAAUGAUUAUCAGCUUGUUUUGAAAAGUAGCACAUGGCUCAAUGGUUCUGGAUCCUUUUUGAUGGCAGAAAGAUGAAAUGAAAUUAGCUACAUUCUACCGAUGUGGGAUUGAUUAAUCCUGGGCAGAAAGAAGAAAUGAUGUAAAUAAUUCACUAUCCAAACUUUAAGGUCAGAAGUGAGAAGGAAGGUCAGGAAGACUAUGGCCUGGCCAAAUAUUUUUCGAAGAGGAACUCUGUUCUCCCGGUUCAGCCAUCAUCAUGUUGUUGUGUUCCUGCUCACCUUCUUCAGUUAUUCGUUGCUCCAUGCAUCAAGGAAAACUUUUAGCAAUGUCAAAGUCAGUAUCUCUAAGCAGUGGACCCCAAGUGCUUUCAACAAGUCAGUUAGACUGCCUGUAGAGAUUUGGAGCAGCAACCAUUUGUUUCCCAGCGCAGAGGAAGCCACUCUUUUCCUCGGGACACUGGAUACUAUUUUCCUCUUCUCUUAUGCUGUGGGCCUUUUCAUCAGUGGAAUUGUUGGAGAUCGGCUUAAUUUACGAUGGGUUCUGUCUUUUGGCAUGUGCUCUUCUGCGCUAGUGGUGUUCGUCUUUGGCACAGUCACAGAAUGGCUGCAUUUCUACAACAAGGGGUUCUACUGCUGUCUGUGGAUUGUAAAUGGCCUGCUGCAGUCCACUGGUUGGCCCUGCGUGGUUGCUGUUAUGGGCAAUUGGUUUGGGAAAGCUGGACGAGGAGUUGUUUUUGGUCUCUGGAGUGCCUGUGCUUCGGUGGGCAAUAUUUUGGGAGCAUGCCUAGCUUCUUCUGUUCUGCAGUACGGGUAUGAGUAUGCCUUUCUGGUGACAGCGGCUGUGCAGUUUGCUGGUGGGAUCGUCAUCUUCUUUGGACUCCUGGUGUCACCAGAAGAAAUUGGUCUCCCAGGUAUCGAGGCAGAAGAAAAUUUCGAAGAAGACUCACACAGGCCAUUGAUUAAUGGCGCUGAAAACGAAGACGAAUAUGAGCCUAAUUAUUCCAUCCAAGAAGGCAGUACUGUUACCCAGGUCAAGGCAAUAAGCUUUUAUCAGGCCUGUUGUCUUCCUGGAGUUAUACCGUACUCACUGGCCUACGCCUGCUUGAAGUUAGUAAAUUACUCCUUCUUCUUCUGGUUGCCCUUUUAUCUGAGUAACAACUUUGGAUGGAAGGAGGCUGAAGCUGACAAGUUGUCCAUUUGGUACGAUGUUGGAGGAAUUAUAGGUGGGACUUUGCAAGGUUUCAUCUCGGACAUAUUACAGAAGAGAGCACCAGUUUUAGCUCUCAGUCUGCUUCUGGCUGUUGGGUCCCUCGUUGGAUAUAGCCGUUCUCCGAACGAUAAGUCCAUUAAUGCACUUCUGAUGGCGGUUACAGGAUUUUUUAUUGGUGGACCUUCUAACAUGAUUAGCUCUGCUAUUUCUGCGGACCUGGGUCGCCAAGAGUUGAUCCAAGGGAGCAGUGAGGCUUUGGCGACCGUCACAGGAAUUGUUGAUGGAACUGGAAGCAUUGGAGCUGCGGUGGGCCAGAUUCUUCCCGUCUGGAAAUAAGCUGACAUCUCAUAAGACAGAUCCUCAGUCCCAGUUUGCUACUCCCUUCUUCGCAGCCUGAACUUGGCACUCCGAGGGGCCGUGAGGCACAUGCUUCUCAUUAUCCCCCACCUGGCAUGCACACCCUGUCUCCUCUCUCAUACCAGACACACAAGUUCUUCUCAUGGAUCUCUACCAGAAAUUGCCACGGAUUCGGCAGCUGCUCGGAGUCACUUUCUCUGCUUCCAAUGACUGUGUCUCAAAGGGAGGUUCAUAAAUGUCUUGUGUCAGAAUCAUCUGGGUUAUUCAUUAAAAUAUGGAACACUGAGCUUACUGCAGGCUUGCUGAAUUAGAACCUGGAGAUCUGUGUUUCAACGAGCCUUCCUGGUGAUUCUUAUCCACUCUAAACUUGAGAUUGCCUAGGCUAAGAUUGGCCUACAGUAAGUAGUCAGAACUACUCAAAGGCUUAAAUUCAGCCUUCUCUUCCUUGGGACAGUUGCGACUCAUGCCUCUCCCAGGGUAUACCUUUCCAGGUCAUUGAGGGCUAAUUUUACAAAAAGAAGGAUCAGGGAAUCAUCUGCGUAGAUAAAAUAGAUGAAACUUUGGAAGUUAAUGAGAUGUUUAAUGGGCAAAGAAAAUACAGGCAAAACCUCAGGGGUCGCCCAGUGGUCAAAGACACAGGAGGUCAGCAGUGCCGUGUAGGCAAGGGGAGGUGCUGGUCAGUGAGAUCAGAGGGGUAGAGGGGCCGGGGAAGGAGAAGGGAAGAAAAAAGUCUCUUAGUUUCGACACUCAGGUCAUUACCGGCCUUGAAUAUUGCUGUUUUGCUUGCUCUGUGGGGAUAGAUCACCAAUGUCUGAUUGCUGGUGGUUAAUGAGAGAGCAAGUAUUGAGGAAAAUAAGCCAUCUUCAUGCUUAUCACUACCCAGCCAUAUGUUAUAUAUUUAUUUGUUAUUGUAUCCCAUGGUAGCCCCAGUACAUAGGACGGUGUCUGGCACACAGUAGAUGUGCUCAUAUCUGUUGAGUGGCUCUAGAAUGAAUGGUUGAUAGGGUUGAUAUAUCAAGCUUAGCGUACUUGAUUAUGAGACUGAAGAGGAAAAAAAAAAAAACCUAGCAAAAGUAGGAGAAAUGUGCUUACUUGAUUGUGUGCUGGAGUAGGAACCAAAAAUGCUGUUGGCUACCAGUUCAGAGGUCUUUAUAUAAAGGGUAAGGGGUGAUUGUAUUGGGCAUCCUUUUCUGAUAUCACUGUAUUCUCAGUAGUCGUUUCUCCCUGAUGUUUUUUUCAUUAAUCAAAUGGGUGGGUUAUAUAAUGAGUAUUUCAAGGAGUUUAGUUGUUGUUGUUGUUUAAGAUUUUUAUUUAUUUGAGAGAGAGAGAGAGCAUGAGAAAGGGGAGGGUCAGAGGGAGAAGCAGACUCCUCGCUGAAUGGGGAGCCUGAUGCAGGACUCCAUCCCAGGACCCUGGGAUCAUGGCCUGAGCUGAAGGCAGACACUCAACCGACUGAGCCACCCAGGCAUCCCUCAAGGAGUUUAUUUGUAUUUGGAAUGUCUCACCUGCCAGUAUUUGGAUCCCUAACUAUGAACUUGGGUCAGCAUUAGGCUCACUUUGGUGGUUGGGGAAAUGGGAUCCGGAGUAAAUCAUUGUUAGCUUUAUUCAUUCCUCUUCAUAUUGAUUUUUGACUAAUUUCCCAUUGCGUGGGGUAUGAGAUUCCAAACUCUAUGACUUAAUAUUGGAAACUUGAUGAGCCUGUCCCGGCUCUCCUGAUUUACCCUGAACAGCUUUUUUCCCCACCUUCCCUUGACUUCACAAGAAAAAUGUUUGUUUCUCUCUUGGUUUCCAUAGCGGUUGAUGCCUACCUCUAAUAGAGUGCUUGUCACGGUGCAUCGCAUUUACUGGUUUAUCUGUGCCAGACUCUGCAUUUCCUUGAGAACAGGAACUGUUUCCUUGAUCUUUGUGGUCCCAAUGGCUUAGUAUGUUUUUGACACAUAGUAGGGGCUCAGUAAGAUUAAAUUGUGGUAUCUAUCCAAGGAAAAUGAGAACAAAUGUUCACAUAAACACUUGAACACAUACAUGUUCAUAGCUGGAUUACUCAUAACAGCUAAAAAGUAGAAAAAACCCAGACGUCCAUCGACUGAGGAAUGGAUAAACAGAAUGUGUGUAUUCAUAUGAUGCAGUCGUAUUUGGCAUUUGAAGAGGAUAUCUGGCACUUAAAAGUGUAUAGAUGUUACGUGGACGCACCUGAAAAAUAGUAUGUAAGUGAAAGAAGCCAGUUACAAAAGACCAUGUACUUAAAUGAUUUCAUUCAUAUGAGAUAUCCAAAAUGGGCAAGUCUAUAGGGAAAGAAAUUAGAUUAGUGGUUGCCUGGGGUCAGGUGGGUCUACAGAGUGACUGUUGAUGGGUAGAACAUUUCUUUUGGUAGGGGGUGAUAGAAAUGGUCUAAAAUUACAUUAUGGUAAUAGUUGCACAAUUCUGUAAAUAUUGAGUUGUAUACUUUAAAUGGGUGAAUUUUAUGUUAUGUAAAUUGUAUGUCAAUAGAACUGUUUAAAAGAAAGAUAAAGUGGCAGAAAGACUUGGGAGCGCUGCUGUGAGCCCUUUAACCGGUGACUAGACCUUUGCUUUUUUGCUUUCCAUUAUGUAAUCUAGGCUACAUCACUCACUCAUUUUGCUUUAAUUUUUUUCCGCUUAUAAGUUUCACUGGUAGUGUGUGAUGGAAGAACAUGGGUAAACUCUCACAUCUGUGGUCAGUUGAUUUUUUCUUUUUAAAGAUUUUAUUUAUUUACUUGACAGAGGGUGAGAGACAGAGCACAGCAGAGGGAGUGGCAGGCAGAGGGAGAGGGAGAAGCAG